AUGAAGCUGUGGCUCGCGUUGCUGGUGACUUUCGCCCUCGUGGUGAGUUCAACGGAUCUUAGUAAUCCACACUGAGGAACGCCAGAGUGGUCCUCAGAAGGCCAACCUUGUACCGUUCGAAGGCUUCCCUCUAGAUAUCACAUUCGGAUUCGGACUUUUUAGCCAUUUUUCGUCUACUCACAAGAACCUGAUGCUUUGAUUAAAAAAAGUCCAGGCGUUUGGGGGUUCUACGGUAUUUUUUCUACAGUAAGCCUGAAAGAGGGCGGGGCCUAAUGGAGCCUAAUUCUAAAUAUUUAAAAGGUUGUUCACUAUCUAUGAUAGCAAAGAGAGCUCUCAGGAACAAAGAUGAACUUUUUGUACCAACGGUUAUUCGAAAAUCUCGGAGAACGUUUAUUCAAUAGAAAACAUGUUUUUUGAGAAUAUUUUCAGGUUCCAUCUGCUCGUGCUGGCAUUACAGAUAGGAUCACCAGUUUGAUAGACGUUGCACUUUUUUCGAGUACAUUGUGAAAACCAAGGUUUCCAGAUGUGUACGUUUGGCUAUUUGCCUAUUUUUCGACCUCCACCUCGACCUCGACCUCCACCUCGACCUCCACCUCGACCUCCACCUCCACCUACAAAUGUUGCUCCUGAGCUCCCGCCUCCAUUGCCUCCCGGACAAGAAUCUAACAAGGAUGCCGGAAAAGAACCUAGCAUAGAUCCAGGAAAAGGAGCAAAGACACCGGCUUCUCGGGAGAAAGGCAGCUUCCAAGUAAGUCGGCGAGCAAAUUCGAAAAAUUGUUUCACUUGAACGUGAGAGAAGAUUUGGAAAUUAGAUGAAUUGGACAACAAACUCUAAUCUACCGAAACAUUAGGAAUUUUCCAAAAACUGAUAUUUUUCCAGUCGAAACUGCAAACCGCCUUCGUUCUCGCCUCCGCCAACUUCCUCCGCGUCGCUCUUUUCUAA
Caenorhabditis auriculariae is the source of this 943-nucleotide messenger RNA. NCBI's taxonomy places the organism in Eukaryota, Metazoa, Nematoda, Chromadorea, Rhabditida, Rhabditidae. The record is from the annotation of a GenBank genome assembly.